This is a messenger RNA of Penicillium antarcticum, 477 nucleotides long. RefSeq lists its product as uncharacterized. The coding region runs from base 1 to 477 and encodes 158 amino acids. NCBI's taxonomy places the organism in Eukaryota, Fungi, Ascomycota, Eurotiomycetes, Eurotiales, Aspergillaceae. The record is from RefSeq and is a predicted model, not a curated record. The transcript has 3 exons.
AUGUCUUUUCGCACGCGCCGCGGUGUGACUCCCCUAGUUCAAGCUUCCAGAGUUCCGAACACCCCUAGUCGCCCGGUUAACUCUAACCCAACGACCCCGGCCAUUGAAGCGAAGCGCAUAAAACGUCCGCGGUACAAUACCAAGGAGCGCGCUCGCAGAGUGUGUACUUGGUCGGAGGAUUCGAACGGGAAGGCCCUACCGCGUUGCGACGACUGCACUAAUCGAAACAAGAAGUGCAGCGACAUCCCCUUUUCCACCGAGAUCCUGGACCGUUACCUUGCCGCCCUAGCGGAUACGUCUCCUGCCAUAGAUAUUGCCCCUAUUAAUGGGCCCCGUGCUGAUUUCCUAAAGGCUAUGAAGCGGUAUACCCAAGAGAGUAACCGCGCGGCCAAGGAUAGCAGCAAGGAGACUACCCUACAGCAGGGAUUCUCGUCGUCGUACUGGUUCACCUCAUUCGAUAGUUUCCGUAGUACGUGA